Molecule: messenger RNA, 1331 nt
Organism: Tigriopus californicus
Lineage: Eukaryota; Metazoa; Arthropoda; Copepoda; Harpacticoida; Harpacticidae
Exons: 6
Coding region: 251-1306 (351 amino acids)
Source: RefSeq, a predicted model, not a curated record
AAUAAUGCAUGGCAACCAACAAGUUUCUCUUCUCAAGUCUUGUUAGAUCAACUGCCGUGUUACGUAAGGAGAUGGGUGCUGAGCCAGCUACCUUGGAUGUUAUCAGAUGACGCUGCAAGCACUCGUCCAACCAGAGCUGUUGGGCUGUGGAAAGAGGAUCGAUUCGGAUUCAAGAACAGACAGUGUACUUGUUUUCCAUUUGUGAUUAGGUGUUCUUACAAGUAGUGUCACUGCUCAACCUCAAUACAUUAUGGGUCUCUAUCGGCAAUUGUUCUGGAAAGCCUUGGAAUAUGGCCUUCUUCCGGAUUAUCUAUUGAGAUAUAAGAUCCAUGGCGCUUUAGCGGGCGAGAUUGCAGAGCUUGGUGCGGGCGGAGUGGAAGCUCAAUCCCAACGAAUGAGGAAGUUCUUGGAAGACAUUCGAUCUAUGCCUAUUGCCAUCAACCAAGCGGAUGCUAAUAAACAACAUUAUGAGGUUCCACCGGAAUUUUAUCGCAUUGCUCUUGGGCCCAGGAUGAAAUAUUCCAGUUGUUAUUUCCCCGAAGGCAACGAAACCUUAGGCGAGGCGGAAAACAAAAUGUUUGAGCUUUAUUGCGAACGAGCUCAACUUAAAGAUGGCAUGACCAUGCUCGAUUUGGGUUGUGGAUGGGGAAGUUUGACCUUGUAUCUGGCCGAAAAGUUCCCCAAUUCCCAAAUCUUCGCCUUGAGUAAUUCAACUGGACAAAAGACUUAUAUCCACGAAGAGGCCCAAAGUCGUGGAUUCAAAAAUGUAGAUGUUUACGUUGGCGAUAUUUCGGUAUUUCAGCGUGAGGACUUUGGCAAUAAGUUAGACAGAGUCUUAUCCAUUGAGAUGUUUGAGCAUAUGAAAAACUACGAAAAGUUGCUGCAGAAGAUCGCGGGUUGGCUCAAGCCGGAGGGAAAGCUAUUCGUUCAUAUUUUCACCCACAAGAUAUUUGCCUAUCAUUUCACCAAAGGGUGGAUGGCCAAAACUUUCUUUACCGGAGGCACAAUGCCUAGUCACGAGUUAUUGGUCCAUUUUCAAGACCAUGUCAAAUUGGAGGACAUCUGGAAGGUCAAUGGCGUACAUUACGCCAAAACAUUGGACGCAUGGUUGGAGAAGUUAGACCGAAACCAGGACAUCUUGAGACCAAUAAUUGAAUCGACAUACGGGCAAGACAACUACGUCAAAUGGUACAUCGGUUGGAGGAUGUUCUUUGUCAUUUGCUCGGAAACGUUUGCUUUCGAUCAAGGAAAUGAGUGGAAUGUUUCGCAUUAUUUGUUUGCCAAAAGGCAGUUAAACAAGCAAUAAUAAGAUAGAUUUUAAGCAAACCUUA